Messenger RNA from Melozone crissalis (California towhee), 1654 nucleotides. RefSeq lists its product as uncharacterized. Lineage: Eukaryota; Metazoa; Chordata; Aves; Passeriformes; Passerellidae. The coding region runs from base 207 to 1241 and encodes 344 amino acids. The transcript has 6 exons. The record is from RefSeq and is a predicted model, not a curated record.
CUGCUGAGCAGGACUGUGUCUCCGAGCUGAUCCUUUGCUGAUAAGCCAGCUGCCAAGCCUCCACUGCUGAGACAAAAGAGUUUUUCUCUUCCCAGCAGGGUUUUUCUGCUGUGAAUGACAGAGAAAGGAGUAAAAGUGAGCUGCCUGGCACUCCUCGUGGGCGAGAGGCUUUGGGGGCUCCUUGUCCCCCGCUGUGCUGGCAGACCAUGGAGCUCUUCAGGCUGAGCCUGGGCUGCAUUUGCCUCCUUCCUUGGCUUGAGGUAGCAGAGGGACAAGGCUUCCUCAUAAGGAACACCCGGCUGGAAAAGUGCAUCCGUGCCUCCCAGGAGACCGACAGCAUCAGCCUGGCCAGCUGCAAGCAGCAGUCCCAGCAGCAGAGGUGGGGCUGGAACCCCGACACGGGCACCAUCGUCAGCCUGCACACGGGGCGCUGCCUGUCGGCACACAGGAUGCGCCAGAACGCCCUGGUCAAGCUGGAGCCCUGUGGAGACUGGGAACGCCAGGCAUGGUCCUGCGGCAGGAAGGGACACUUGACUCUGCAGAGCUUGGGCUUCCACCUUGGCACCAAGGAGGGAGGCCACAAGGUGUUUGUCUCGAGGGAGAAGGACAAGUUCAGCAGGUGGAAGACGCUGGCGGAUGAAACCGUCUGUGCUGCUGCCCAGACAGCAGCUGGGAGGCCCAGCAAACCAACACAACAAGCUCUAGACACACGAGUGUGGAUCUAUGAAACUAAAACCAUUGAUUCUUCAAAGAUCGAUGCUGUGGACAGAGAGUCUUCUGUGAGCUUGACUGACCCCCCUCUGGCUAACAAGUUCAACAGCACAGUGUCUCCAGCAAAGACCAAACAGGCACAGCUCCCAGCAAAUGAGGAUCCAUCCCACAACCACUCCAAGAAACAUGGAAAUCGGGGGAAAAACACUGGGGCCAGGCUUGCAGGCACGAACUGGAAGACAGCCAUGCUGGUCCUCAGCCCCCUGGCUUUCAUACUGGGAUUAAUAAUACUGACACUCAAUGUUCACUACAACAAGAAGAAGAAGAUCCUGUCUGCUCUGAAGAGCUCUCCCGCCCACAGCAGCCGAGCUGAUUUACGGGAGCCGCCCCCCCUGCGCAGAGGGAUCCACGCCCAGCCGUACCUGCCGCCAUCCCGCUCCCCCUCCCUGAGGCGGGGAGAGAUCCUCAUCGAGUGGAAAGACGGGACUGUCACUCCUCUUUUUGACAACAUCAAUUACCAAGUGGACUAGCUGCAGAAUAACAGAGCUUUUGUUCCCUCCCUGUUGUCACUGUUCCCACCAGGAGGGCUGCCACCACAGCUAUCUCCUCCCUGCCCUUGCUGUUUUGACAGGAAGCACAGUUUGGGGUUUUUUCUAAACACUUGAGUACAAUCUUCUUGCACAGGACAAGGGCUGAAGCAAGCAGAGUAGAUUGUUUGGUUUGUAUAGGCACAUGCUGCUUAGCAAUUUCAGAACUGCUUUAACCCAUAAGAAACCCCAGGUUUCCCUAAAUGAAGCUGGGACUACCGCCAGCUGCAACUGCCCAUGGAAUCAAAAUUAAAGUUAUUAAGCAUAUGAAAAAGUGAAUCUUUGAAGACAAGGAAAAAGGUAAAAAGCAAAAGUCCUGAUAAUCCUUAAAUUCUUUUUAAGAUAAAACUAGCUGU